Molecule: messenger RNA, 1814 nt
Organism: Pseudophryne corroboree (corroboree frog)
Lineage: Eukaryota; Metazoa; Chordata; Amphibia; Anura; Myobatrachidae
Gene: LYSMD4
Product: LysM domain containing 4
Exons: 3
Coding region: 448-1251 (267 amino acids)
Source: RefSeq, a predicted model, not a curated record
CUUAGCAUGCUUGCCAGGUCUCCCUGAGAUGACGCAGUAACCCCGGCCGUGCCUGCAGCUAGCACCGUGCCCGGCCCCGGACACACACACGUCAGACCCCGCUCCACCGCCGCCCGCGGCUACACAGACAGUUACCUCACAGCUCCCGCCCUUCGCCAAUUGCUCGUCGUACGUGGUUGUUUCCCCCCCUACUGUCAUUGGUUCACUCACGGUCACUCUCUGCUUCGCUAUUGGUUGGCUGGCCGCCAUCCCGGAAUGUGAUUGGCUUUGUCGUAGCUCAGCUCUCUUCCUAGCGCGAGAGCCGCUGAUUGUCCUGGAUUGGAAUUCGCCAAUUCCAGGAGCCUAGCACUGGUGCCGGGGAGCGGCGCGGAUGGGCGGCCCAGGCCGGGGAUUUGCGGCCCGAGAGGUUGUGGAGGGAUAACGCAAUAAUACAGGGCUCUACUGACCAUGCGUUUGAAAAAAGGUCCCUCUCACUCCUUCCAGCCACCAACUGCAAUCCGUUCAUCUCAAGGAAGCAGUGUCUACACGUUUACUGAUGGGUCGCCAGAUCUUGGCAGCUCCUCAGAAGAGGAAAUUGAUAUCAUGGAGCUCCGUGCGCGGGGUGGAGAGCUCCUGCGCCAGAACGCCUCCCGGGAGAAGGUUGGCGAUGUUAUUCUGUUGGAGUGUGCUAUCACAGAGAAUGACAACCUGAACAAGCUGGCGCUACAGUAUGGAUGCAAGGUUGCGGAUAUUAAGAGAGUAAACAACUUUCUUACGGAGCAGGAUAUGUACGCCUUGAAGAUUAUUAAGAUCCCAGUCAAGGUUCAUGGGAUCUUUACAGAACUCCAUGCGGCAUCAUACACACAAAAAGGCCAAGCUGUAUACUCGGAGGACAUUGUGAGUGAUCCUGCUAGCCCUACAGAAAACACAGACAUAACGCGGUACUUUCAGGAGAUAGACCAGGACAUCGAGGCAGCUGCUCAGACGCAGGACCUGCUUAGUGAGUCUUUGGACCCUGGAACGGACACAUUUCAGAUUUCUCCAAGGAAAAAUUCUUUCAGUUUGGGAGCAGAUUGCGGUAUACGGUGGUGGAAUGCUGUUGUUAUUAUGCUGUUGAUUGGAAUUGUGCUGCCAGUAUUUUAUAUUCUCUAUUAUGAGACGCGUAAAGUCCCCGAGCAAUUGCAAGUGUCUGCAAAUGUCACUAAUACUUUUAUGCCAAAAGUAAGUACAAAGGUGGUGAAUAGAAUUAUGAGAAACCUACAUGAUUCAUAGAGACCUCUUGACACAGAAGGCUGAAAUGUGAAGAAGGACCAGUAUUCUUCACCCCCAGGGACAGAAGUAGUACGCUUGUCACUUUACAGAACAAAUAGAACUAUCGGCUGAAUAGUGCUGCACUGCUGGAGUUCUUGAUCAUUAACCAUCGCCAGUUCUCUAUCAUUCCUCAAAACAAGACGCUAACAUUUUUAGGUCUGCAAAAUGUUGCCAGUAUUCCUACGUAAAUUAUUAGCUUGACCUAAAACGGGUUUGUGAUACUAUUCUGCCAAAAGCCAUGCCUCGUAUGUCCUCCAUGAUUUACUGUCACUCAGAAAUCCACUUCUUAGUUCUGGCUUGGAGAUGCUAGUAUUGAAUUGUGGUACAAAUGUUUAUAGGUGCCGAUACAGCCCUCCAUGAUCGCAAGUUUUUACAGAGCAGCUCAGCCAAGACCUUGGACAUGUUGUGGUCUCUGAGCUGUAAUAUUCUUUACUGUCAUACAGGUGUGUUUACAUUUUCAGAUGUUUUCAAGACACUUUCCUUUUAACUUGAUGAUUUUCUUAUAAAAAAAAAAUACUACUCUA